Molecule: messenger RNA, 5870 nt
Organism: Esox lucius (northern pike)
Lineage: Eukaryota; Metazoa; Chordata; Actinopteri; Esociformes; Esocidae
Product: phosphoinositide 3-kinase regulatory subunit 6
Exons: 20
Coding region: 699-3062 (787 amino acids)
Biological process (GO): positive regulation of MAP kinase activity; G protein-coupled receptor signaling pathway
Cellular component (GO): phosphatidylinositol 3-kinase complex, class IB
Molecular function (GO): 1-phosphatidylinositol-3-kinase regulator activity
Source: RefSeq, a predicted model, not a curated record
GAAACUGUGGAACAUAGAUAGGACGAGAAAGACAGUGAGGUAGAGAAAGGGGGAAAGGGAGAGAGAGUGUGUGAGAGUGAGAAAGAGAGAGAAAGCGAGGGUACAAGGAGAAAAGGAGUGAGAGAAAGAGUGAGGGUGCAUCGGUAACAGGAAGCUUGUGGUGAAACAGGCAGCGUCGACUUGCUGAGGUAGCGCUUUCGUCGCUGUAGACGUUGAGCGAUUGGUGCAGGGAUCGAGGCUAAAUCCCCAUCGAGCUAAACCUCCAUUGUGCUACUGUAACCACAGGAGUGUCGACCGAUUGAUGGAGGGAGGGAGGGAGGGGGAGGCAAAGAGAGGCCCAAAGUGAGAGAAAACAAAAGAAAGAAAAACAAGAAAUAGACAGCGAGGGAGAGGUACCAUAACCCGCACCCUCCCCCAGCCGGCUACAUCGCUUUCCGCCUCCCCCUCUAUCUUUCUGGCUCUUCCCCCCUCGCUCUGAACAGUGCCUCUGUCACCACCAGCUCAUCAUUACUGUACCUCCCGGGUUAGAGAGGAAGUGAAUUUCUCUGUUCUUUCUGUCAAAAGCUGCAGCCUCAGGUUGGACACUGAGCGUGUGUGUUGGACACGAACAGCACAGGGAUACUUGUGUGUUGCUGAAAAGAGGAACCUUUCUGAGAGGAAAAAGACGCCAUGCCGUGACCCCACAAUGCCUGUGAGACAUGACCAACAGGGCAGCCUGGGAUAGCUCGACCAGCCCCCCAUGCACCAUGGAGCACACAGGCAACUCCGCCCCCUUGGCCUCAGAGCCUGACAUCUACCGCAGCGUCCAGGCUGUGCUCCGGGAGCUGGAGAGCCGAACCCCCUUUUCAUCAGUCAAUAAAGGGAUGCUGAGAUGGACUCUGCACAAGAAGGUCCAGAAUAAUCCAGCUAACAGUCUCACCCUGGUGAGAGUUGUCAUCAAGGAGCUGGAGAAGGCGGAGAGGUUAGACUGUCGGACACACAUUCUCCCUCUGCUUCACACACUAAUCUACGCUGUCAUACAGUCGGCGUACCUUCCUGACGACCUGUAUAAGCGGGUGUAUGACUUCUGUAAAAGGCUGCUGACCAUGCCCCAGCCGUACUGCACCGUAGGCCUCAGCUACACCCGACAGAUGAAGAUGGAACGCCACACCCCAGGAGUGUUGUAUCAGAGGAUGGUUAUAUCAGAGCAGAGCCUGAAGAAUGACUACCAUCCUUUUCAGGAGAGGGUGUUCGUGUUCGCCGACCCGGACAUUUUCUCCGGUCCUUUCGCCGAGUCGCUGAGGGCGGACAUUGAGACCUCGUGUUCGGGGGGUUACCUGAACCCCCUGCAGCACAUGUGCCUGGUGGUGCAACACUCCAUCCAAGCGGCCCUGGGAGGGGAGAAGUGUCAUGGCCCUAAAUUAGCGCAGACACUGAAGGACUUGGGCCAGGAUGUGGAACCCUAUUUCCAGGAAGUGGUGGCCAGCCUGGAGCAGAGUGUGGAGGAGGGCAGCAAGGGGGAAGGGGAGAUACUGAGGGGGAGACUGGAACGGCUCUAUAACAAAAUUCUCACCCAAACCCACUCAGAUCCAUUGUCCUCUGGCGGCUGGAGGGGAUCCCUGUGUGACACGCCGCUUCCCAACCCGGAGAUGAGCUUCCACCUGUGGCAGGACGAUGAGGAAAUCUGGAAGGAGCUGGCCAAGUGCGUCCGCUCCAGCUCCAUGUCGCUGACCCUCAGCCAAGACCAGGAGGCCGACUUCGACCUGGUCGACCUCCCGGCCGACCUCACCCCCUCCUCCGCCAUGCCCCGCCACUCCGUGAUGUCCACCGACAGCGGCAUCGAGAGGGACCUCCCGCCCGGGGCCGAGCCGUCGCCCACGGAGUCCCCCGGCGGAACCGGGGAGGGCGAGGCGAGGUUGAGCCGUCGGGGGGGCAUUAAGAUGAGGCCGUCAGUCGCGGACAACAUGGCCCUGAUGCAGGAGUCCCUGGAGGAGAGCGGGAGCCCGGUCGGAGGAGGGAGCGCUAGCCUGCAGAGGAGGGCGGGCUGCGGCGGGACGAUGUUGUUCGCCAAGCAGCAGAAGCACUUCACGGCCCGCAUUGUGGUGAUGGGGGACGACAGGGUGCUGGGAAGGCUGGCCAAGGCCUUCUAUUUCCUCAGAAAAAGGGAAGCGCGGCGUCUGUUUCUGACAAUGAAAGUCAACCUCCAGUUUUACUACAUCCCUGUCUGUGAGGAUCUCAGCCCCAGUUCUCCUGUCCACGAAAACCUCUCCCCAACCCGGGAUAAUCUAUGUGCCGUAGGUUCUUACUUGGGAAUGGUAGAUCCAUGGUACGAGUGCAACGUCAAGAGUUUGGGCUCCAUGAUUCCCAAACUGGCUAAAAUGUCCAACAGCAGCAAGACGACAGAGCCCAGCCCCUUCCUGUCUGAUGUCAUUUCCUACUACGUGCGGACUGGUCUGCAGCCUGUUUACUUCACUGUCUACUCUGUCAAGAUCUCCUUCACCAAGCUAAACAAGGACCCGGUGGACGAUGUGUUUUUGUCUUCCUUAGAUCUGGACUUCCCUGACUUCAGACAGUCAACAGCUUUUUUGAAAGACAUCAAGCAUAAGAAGAACACUGCAGAACCAUGUGGUGCUGUCAUCUCUGUGAACUACAAAAAGGUCCAGUUCAACCAGCAGAUGUUGUUGAGUGGCAGAGACGUCGACAAGGGAAUGUCAGUCAGAACAUCAGGUGCCCAGAUUAGUGCCAUCCCCACAAAUGAAACUGAAGAUCUGAAUUGUCUUACUGUAGCUUUCAAUGAAACUAAACUCAAGAACAACAUGGACUCCAAGAUCCGGACCUGUAACAUUAAGAUCAGGACCUUGGAGAUGAAAAGCUUUACUGUGACCUUAGACAAGGACUCUAAAAGGACCUUCAAAGACGUACAGAGCAUUGAGAUCGCACCCUGUCUUGAUCCUGGGUACUGUGUCCAGAAGACAAUGAGGUCCAAGUUCAGUUUGGGGGAGGAGAAGGAUGCAGGCCUCAGCAUAUACAUGAACAAAGGAUUCCCUCUACCAAUCAACACCUUCGCCGGUAUCAUUAACUGACCCUACAACUCAUGUGGAUUAUACAACGUCUGAAGGGUUGAGGCCGGCCACAUUGUAUGUCCAUCAGUGAUGGGCACAGCACUCACAACUGAUCCCCAGGUUUACCUUAAGGCGAUGUGGAAAGGAACCUGAGUGGCAGCUAAGGCCAAUGCAAGGUUAUUUACCUCAACUAAAAACAAACACACCUGGGACAUGAUGGACCUCAUUCCAUUCUGCUUGCGAUUUUUUGUUGCUGUUGCAAUACACUGUUUUGGUCAAAGUGUGGUUGAGGCUAAAAUCUUCCUUGUUGAAAAGAAUAGAUCUUUUAUUUGUGAUUUUAGUUUACUUCCUGAACUGACACCGGUCCUGGUGCAUGUUUAUGUAUUUCAGUUUUUUGUAACAUAAUUCCCAGACACUUACACCCAAAUGAGUGGAUGGUCUUGUGGAAUCAAUCCUUAGCUUUAUUAGCCAAUUACAACAUUGUGACAAAAUCCCGACACUAUAGUCAUUGGUUUUAAUUGGCUGAGUUAACAAACCGAUUAUCUCACAACAACGUCCCCCACAUGUUGUGCACCCUAUCACCAAUUGAUACGUUGCUGUGGUCACUCCCACUGAGAGUGGUCACUCCCACUAAAAUUAAGAACCAAUUGGUGUUAAACACAAGGGCUCAGAGAGUGGAGUUUAGACAGCAGAGGAUUAUUGACAGGCCUUAACUCAGUGGUCUAGCUUGGACCAGACAGCGUGGGUUCAAAACAUGGUUGGUCAGAAGAGCAGCCCCCUUGUCCCACCUUGUAAGGCAAGUCCUCUUUUUGAUGUCAGGAUCGGGGGUCUUUUCCAUUGCACUCUGUACAGUUCUGGAGUUAACUUAAACACCAGUAGGAGCUAAGCCCAACCCGGCUUGUCAUGUAGAUACACUACCAACUUCUCUUUGUGUCCCAGUCCUGAAUCGCCCUGGAUGUGACGUUUUUAUGACCAAGCUUGCCUGAGGAACAGUUCCAAGGUAGUUUAAUGAUGACUUGCAGAUUUAUUGUUUAUGGUACGGCAAGUGUGACCAUUAUCUUUUAUUAACAUUUUUAUUAUCAAAACUGUCUUGGUGAACUAACAGCUCAAGCUCUCGAAGUGGUAACUCAAAGAAUUAAUCAGUACAAUUUAGAAGAGUGCCACAGAGGAAACGGCACAGCGCCACUGUAAACGCAGUGCUCCUACCCCCAUACCAGAGCUACUCAUUGCAUUGGAUUCACACACUUGUUGAGUCAUUAGAUUGUCCAAGUCCAGAGGUGUUUUUAUUAUUACUCCUGAGACACCCUUGUUUUGUUGGUGUGGGAUAAAAGACUUUUGUUCACGAGUGCUAUGUGCGUGUGUAUUUGAGAGGAUGUGUUUGACAGAGGGAGCAGUUUAUAUGUAUGGAACGCGGAAAACUAAAUGUUAAUGUAGUUUUGUAGGGCUUUCCCUGUGCCGCCACGACAACAUGCAGAUCAUUACUAUUUUAUUCCUGACAAGUCACCUGUAGGGCCUUUGAAUAUGAGCAAAUCGGAUUUUGUUUAAUGUAGCCUAUUCUGUUAUACAGGGAAGUGGAACUUUAAAUUCCAUGCGUGGCGGAGGAGUUUCAGGAACAGGCUUUCGUGUGUUUUUAGAAUGUUGUUGAGAACUGGAACAGGUGUCCUUGGGGACGGGAUAAACAGAACGCUGACGGCUGUGGGUUUAAAGAUUCUUGCCAUGGCGCCCUUUUGUCAGAAACAAUUUGGCAUUGUGACAACGAUACCCUGUAAAUAAGCCCAUUUCCUGUCACUUAAUUCCUGUGUGUUACCGUCCUCACCACGUCCUCACCACGUCUUCUGCACUUUCAAGGUACAUAUUUCUUGUGAAAGUAGAUAAAACGUACAGGUUAUAAACACUUUGGUAGGUGUUGGUGUGGUUAAACAAGUCUGCCUUCAAGUUGUAUGGUGGAAUAAUGUCAAAAUCUGUUGUAAAUGUUGUUUUUAAAAAGCCCACUAAAUGUGUGUGCGCGCGCGCGCGCGCGUGUGUGUGUGCGCGCGCGCGCGUGUGUGUGUGUACAUACACGCAUAUAUACAAAUGAAUAUAUUUAAUAUACCUGAUUGAAGAACUAUAAGAAAGGCAAGAUAAUGAUUGUCUCCGUAAACCCUCGACCCUCAGGCCAGUAGCCCUGAGAGGCGUCAUCUGUGCCAUGCGGACGUGGUACAUUUGAUUUAUAAUCCGUGUGACCAAAGUUAGUUUUAUCAGUGGCCAUAAUUGCUCUCUGUGAGUAAACGGAAGAAGAGGUGAGGUAUUUCUGUCAUAUUCAAAAGGGCGGGUUUUGUGAAAAUAGGGUUGCGUUUUGAGCUGUCCUGUAGUCAGAAAGGCAUGUUGGUACAUAAGGCACAUACACCAAGAGCAUUCAGUACAACAGUAAUGACACACGCUAAAAAUACCUUUGCAGAGGCUCCAGACAACAUACGAUGUACAGACUUGGGGGUGGGGGUUGUGUCGUUUUGUGCUUUUGGCUGUUGAGAGUGGUGCAAUAUCCUGUGUGGUUGGCUAUUACCAUAUUAAGAGGUAUACAGUCUAAGGAAGGUUAUUCGUAUAGCUUCUAGAGGUUUUCAAAGGUCUUCACAUCUGCCUGGAAGUUGACAGAAAGUGGUCACGGCAGAUACAAUGUGUGAUUUAUAAUAAGUCACAAGGGGAUGGGGAAGAGCUAACAUAAAUGCUCACCAACAACUAUGUACUUAGAUGAUAGACAGAUCCCGACACAUACACACACACACACAGACCGACCGACAGACCCAUACACACGCACGCACACACAGACAGACAUACUGACAGACCCCUACA